Messenger RNA from Emiliania huxleyi CCMP1516, 645 nucleotides. RefSeq lists its product as hypothetical. NCBI's taxonomy places the organism in Eukaryota, Haptophyta, Isochrysidales, Noelaerhabdaceae. The transcript has 3 exons. The record is from RefSeq and is a predicted model, not a curated record. The annotation marks the transcript as partial. Gene Ontology annotation, molecular function: protein kinase activity; ATP binding. Gene Ontology annotation, biological process: protein phosphorylation.
AAGCUGCUCGAGCGGGAGGUCGGGAUCCUGAGGUCGCUGCAACACCCAAACAUCAUCCGGUACUACGACUCGUUUGUCGAGGACGCGUACCUCUACAUCGUGAUGGAGCUUGUGGACGGCUCUACGCUCCUGGACCACCUGAAUGCCAUCGACGAGCGGGGCGAUACGAUGCCCGAGACGCGGCUGUGGCACAUCUUUUGCCAGGUCUGCAUGGCGCUGCGCUAUUGCCACAAGGUCAAGCAAGUGGUUCACCGGGACCUGACGCCCUCGAACAUCAUGCUCGCGGACGGCAACACCGUCAAGCUCGCCGACUUUGGACUGGCGCGACAGCGGCUCGGAACCAACUCGGUGAUGGAGUCGGUCGUCGGAUCGGUCCUCUACCAGUGCCCCGAGCUCAUCCAGCACGAGGCCUACAGCGAAAAGGCCGACAUAUGGCGCCCAGCUAGUAGGUCGCUCGGGUGCAUCCUCUACCAGAUGGCUACCUUGAGGCCGCCGUUUGAGGGCGGCAACCCACUCGUGGUCGCGGCGCGCAUCGUCGAGGCCAACUACCCGCCUGUGCCAGACGGGCGGUCGCCGUUAUUGCUAUCGGCGGUUGGCGCAAUGCUCACUGCAGACCCGGCGCGCCGGCCCGACAUUGACGACGUC